ACAAUAAGGGACCAAGGGACGUUCAGAAUCAGUGGUAACGCGUACAGCGCUCGAAAUACGGACUUCAUUGUUUGAGUAUCGCACCAUCCUUUACACUUCGUCGCAAUGCGUUCGUUCAGGGAAUCCGAGGAAUAUUUGAAAGCGUUCAAUAGAAAAUGUUCGUAAAACUCGAACGAUGGUCGCCACGGACUCUCAGGACGUCAUUUUAGAGGCAUAUGAGAAGUAGAAUAUAUGAGAAUAAAAUGGCUCGUAGGCGUAAAACUGACAUGAAACCAUCUGUGAAAUCAUCCCUAAAGUAUGUACCUGUGCGAAAGUCUAGUAGACAAAUAGCUAAAAAGCAAUUGGAAGAGAAGAAAGUGAAUGGAGAAAUUCUACAAAUAUCUUACCAAAAUGAUACAGAUAGUGGUAAAAGUUCAUUAGAGUACCAAAACCAAACAAACCUGAAGAAGAAUCAGAAUUGUUUGCGGAAAUCUAACAAACACAAGAGCGCUUCAAAUACCAAUCUUCUGGUAAUAAAUGAAGAGGUCGAAUACUCAACAUCUGGAUACAAAAAAGAUGCCAGUGAGAGCGAUAGCCAAGAUGGAAUAGACAUUAUAAUUGAGCACUCCGCAAAACUGAGUCCUGAAGAUGUUCAGCAGGUGGUCGUUGGUAAUUCAACAAAGGAAUCGGUGAACGAACCUGAUUCGAAUGAGAUUGAAAUAUGGCCCGAAGACGUGGUCGAAGAGACAAUAAUUUGCGAAGAGAUGGAAGUCAAGGAAGACAAUAAAAGUUUGGGCGAAGAACAUGAUGCGAAGGAAGUGGUUGUGAUAAGCGAUUCUUCGUCGUUGGAACAAAAAGACUUUGUUGAAUUCACUGUGAUAGAAACAGAGGCUGGAAUAGAAUCUGAUUUGAGAAGCUCUAAUAUGGAAUAUUGCGCCAUGUUGAAGAAUAUUUGCAAUUUAGAAAAAGAUUUAACGGAGAAUUCUACAUGUUUGGAUACAGAGAUGAGUUGUAUUAACAAAAAUGAUAAAUCUAAUUUGGAAGAGUUAUGUUUGUACGAAAAAGCAUUAUCUGACAAUGGGAAAAUUCCCUGUGCAAAGAAAUCUGAAGAAACCGCAUUGAAGGAGGAUACUGUUUGCAGAAUAGAUGACAAAUUGGCAGACAUGCAGAUUAGUGAAUCAUCAAAGGAGAUACAGAAAUUGGUUAACGAUCUGUCCAACAUGGAAAGCGUAACAUCUCCAUUGCAGAUUGCUAUUAACAUAGAAAAAGAGAUGCCAAUGGCCCUAGACGACGAAAGCAGUUCUUCAAUAUUGGACAAAAUAGAACGGUUGCACUAUCCAAACGAUUCUACAAUAGAGAACAAAAGUUCAUCUAUCGAGGAUAAAAUGGACUUCUCUGAUAGUCAUUUAUCAAAAUUGAAAGACAUGCAAGACAAGAAACUUGAAAACCAGCGUAAGAUUCAGUCACAACAAAUCGAAUUACUGUAUGGCAACAAUGAAGGGGAUAACAAAAUCGAUGGAGAGGAUACGAAGUUAUCUAGCAGCAGCGAAAACAGUAACGAUACAUUGCUUUCGUUGAACAAUUGUAAACUUACAGAGUAUGAAAACAAGUGCAGUAGUUCAAAUGAUACGGAGAAAAGGGUGGAAUUCAGGAGCCGCAGUGGAAGCACAGAUACAACUGGUUCAGAGAGUGGAUCGAAUAGUUCUGCUGUAAGAAGAAGCAGCAGGAUAAGAUCGAUAGGUUUGAUGAAACAGAGAUCUCGUGGUCGUGGUUUGGUUACAAAGCCAAAUAUAGACAUUACAAAGUCGAGCAUUCAAGAGAAAGUGUCGAACAGUGUUUCGAUUGCACAGGAUGCGAAACUAGAGAAUUCAGCUGAACUACAAUCAGAUAAAGAGAACAACGUCAGUAAGGCUGGAAAUACGUACGAUUCGUUUGUGCCUCUAGCGACUGGUUGCAAUGCUACGGGUUACGAUUCAGACUCUUGCAAACCUGUUAAAGUAAAGUCACGGUGGCGAAGAUCCAGUGAACUAGAAAUGGGUGGAUCAAAUGUAGCAUUUGGAACAACUUCUAUAGUUGGCUCUUUCGGAACUGUGGCAAUCACAACUGAAUCAGGAUUGCCGAGUUUAAAGUCUACGAAUGGAAGUUUGACAGUAACAGAUAUUGGCUCCUCUGACUCUGGAUCUGGAUCCGCAUUGGCCACAAACACUCUAUCCAGUGCAGAAAUGGAACAGAUGAAGGAAAUAUUAACACCGGUUAACAGUAUCGCUGUUCAAAUUCCUAGGACUGUGGGUUCAAAGAUCUCGUUGCCAAUGGUUCCAGAAAUAGAAGAUAGAGAAAUGGAGGAACGGUUGAGCCAGUUUGAGUAUUUGCCUGAAAAUUUGUAUUUGACUGAAAGAUAUACGAAUAAGGAAACAAAACGAAUGGUUUGCGAUUGCUUCUUGACGGAGGAAGAAAUAGAAAGGGGAGAACUUGGGUGUGGAGAAGAUUGUCUCAAUAGACUUCUAAUGAUAGAAUGUGGACCUCGAUGCGUGGUGGGUGAUCGAUGUACAAAUAAAAGAUUCCAGAAUUGCGAAUAUGCUAAGUGUGAAGUAUUCAGGACGGAGAAGAAAGGGUUUGGUCUGAGGGCCAUCGCUGAUCUGUUAGCAGGGGAGUUUAUAAUGGAGUAUGUGGGAGAGGUGGUGGAUCCCAAAGACUUUCGUCGUAGAGCAAAAGAGUAUUCGAAGGACAAAAAUCGACAUUACUACUUCAUGGCGUUGAAAUCAGAUCAAAUAAUUGAUGCCACCAUGAAAGGGAACGUUUCGAGGUUCAUAAAUCACAGUUGUGAUCCUAAUUCAGAAACCCAAAAAUGGACGGUGAACGGUGAAUUGAGAAUAGGCUUUUUUAAUAAAAAAUUUAUAGCUGCAGGCGAGGAAAUUACGUUCGACUAUCAUUUUCAACGUUAUGGUAAAGAAGCACAGAAAUGUUUUUGCGAAGCACCUAAUUGUCGCGGGUGGAUAGGCGAUACACCGGAAGAGGAAAAGGAAAAGACUGAGAAGAAAGAGAAACGAGAGAAGGAUAUGAGAAAGAAGAAGGGAGAAAAGAAGCAAACUGAUUACAUGGAGGAUGAAGACUUGGAAGAAGAGAUAGAUAAAUUGUGUUCUGGUGGUUUGAAGAAUAGAGCCCACACAUUAACUUUAAGUCGAUUGAUGGUACGCAGCAGAGAAUUAGAACACAGAACUCGUCUUCUACGCUUGAUACAAAGCGGAGAGCAGCCUUGCAGGCGAUUAUUCCUAGACUAUCACGGUCUUCGUUUAAUAUGGAGUUAUGUUAUGGAUAUUUCAACCAACGAUUCUGACGAGGCUCAGCAAUUUCGUCUAGAAGUCUUGAAAACGCUAAACACUCUUCCUAUUCCCAACAAGACUAUGUUAAUGGACAGCAAGAUCUUCGAUGUUGUAGAAAAAUGGUCGAAAAGAUUAUACUUUUCUCCGAACGGUGAUUCACCAGAGGACGAUCAAGGGAAAUCAAAAACAAAUUGCGAAGAAUUACAGAUUAAUUUUGACGUUAACGAAAAGAAAAACUCUUAUUUGGUGGAUAUAGAGAAACAGGAAAAUAACAUUGAAAACUGUAUAUCUGUAGAUAAUGGAGACCAAAAUGUAAUUCCUGAAUUAGCUUCGACUCUUCUGGCCGAAUGGUCCAAUUUGAAGGAAGUAUUUCGAAUACCGAAAAAAGAAAGAAUCGAGCAAAUGAAAGAGCACGAACGCGAAGCAGAUCGUGGAUACAGAGAAGAAUUGGAAAAAGAAGAGAAACGAGGAACGUCUUACGAUAGGCACAGAUCUGACAGGUAUGGGAGAAACGAAACGGAGAAACGAGUGGACAGAAGACGCGGACGAGAGUCCCCAGAAUCGGAGUACACUCGAACGAAGGACAAGAGGAUCGAGGAAAGAAGCAGUUUGGUGCCGAUUCCAAGAAUGACCAAGUACGAAAGAAGACAAUUGUUUGCGUUAAAGGUUGCCAAAGAGGAAGAAGAGAGACAGCGUCGACAACAGCAAGAGUCGUGGCAGGAUCAUGAAACCAGGUGUCUCGCGUUGGGUAUAGAUCCUCACACGACGGCUAUGGUGGAUCCACAAACAGGAUAUCCUGUUUUUUACAAUCCGUCUCUCGGACAGUGGCAACACUAUCCUACUCAAGAGGGAGAAAUAAGCCAACAAUGCACUCCAGUGUAUGUAAGCGCCCCACAAUCGGUACCCGGCCAUUCACAGCCUGGUAUAGCACCACAGAACUCUCACGUUCUUCCACCAACAAUUUCUUCAGAAAUAUCGGUUGGAAUGGCUACCACAAUACCAUCUGUCGUUCCUCCGGUGGUUUACACGUUAAGUCAAACUCCAGUGUUCAAUCAAACAACGACGGCUUAUUCUUUGAUGCCCCAUUGCCACCAACAAUAUCCAGAGAGCCAGUUGUCCAUAUCUAGCAGCUUAGUCCACACUGGAACGCCAUCCGUUGCUAUUCAGACACCACAGCCCAUCUAUGACCACGAAAAACAAUCGGAUCAGCAGUUUCCAGCUAAAAUAUUUAAAUCACCGCAACCGGAAGUCCCUCCGAUAGAUUUACCUCCAAAAUGGAAGAGCGCGACAGAUAACAAGGGUAGAAUAUAUUACUAUCACGCGAAGGAACGUGUGUCUCAAUGGUUGCCUCCACCGCCGGACCACAUCGGUGUCCAGCCGGAUUCUUCGUCGUCCUCGGAGUCCAGCGAGGAAUCUAGUUCGUCCAACGAAGACGAGGAAGAAGUGGAAGAGGAUAAUAAUGAGGAACAAAAGAAUGAAGAAGCGGAUUUGACCAACAGUUUGGUGGAGAAAUCGUUGAAUGGUUCUAAGCACGUUGCAACUAAGAAGAGCGGAGUUUGUAACGCCGUUGGAGGAUCUGGACUGUUUCCAGAGGGCAAGAAAAGAAGAGAGGGAUUGGUCCAAGAAAGAAUCAUCAGCCCACGCCGCGAAGAGGAUCGCAUAGAUCACAAAACGCACAAAGGGAUCAAAGAGAAGAUUCGACGCCAGAAGGAGAGGGCAAAAUUCAAGGAACACGUUGAGAAGCUACGAAGACAUCGUCGAAGUAACAAAUCCAAGUCGCAUUCGCGUCACAGCGUGAGUAAAUUGCAGUCGCCGUCCACCGAUUUGUCGACAAUGUCUGAGAGGAAGAUCAAGGAUACUUUUCGGGUGAACAUGGCAAACGUGAUGGUGCACUUUUUGAAUCCGUACAGAAAAAACGAUUGCAAACAAGGCAGAAUAACCAACACGGAAGAUUUCAAGCAUCUCGCGAGAAAACUCACUCACUUUGUACUCGCGAAAGAAUUAAAACAUUGCAAAAGCGUCGAUGAGUUGCAGUGCAACGAAAAUGUUAAGCAUAAAGCUAAAGAUUUUGUACGUAAGUAUAUGAAUAAGUUCGGUGCAGUUUACCAGAAAAGUACAGACGAAGAUUAAUUAUCUAACUUAUAAACGUGAAAUUGUUAUUUAUUACACGAAUCCUUCUAUCAUGAAACAUUGUAAUAUACCUAGG
Colletes gigas is the source of this 5505-nucleotide messenger RNA. It is a transcript of the gene Set2, whose product is annotated as probable histone-lysine N-methyltransferase CG1716. The coding region runs from base 216 to 5429 and encodes 1737 amino acids. The transcript has 15 exons. Lineage: Eukaryota; Metazoa; Arthropoda; Insecta; Hymenoptera; Colletidae. Gene Ontology annotation, molecular function: histone H3K36 methyltransferase activity; protein binding. Gene Ontology annotation, biological process: regulation of DNA-templated transcription. Gene Ontology annotation, cellular component: nucleus; chromosome. The record is from RefSeq and is a predicted model, not a curated record.